Pseudozyma hubeiensis SY62 is the source of this 870-nucleotide messenger RNA. RefSeq lists its product as hypothetical. The record is from RefSeq and is a predicted model, not a curated record. The transcript has a single exon. The coding region runs from base 1 to 870 and encodes 289 amino acids. Lineage: Eukaryota; Fungi; Basidiomycota; Ustilaginomycetes; Ustilaginales; Ustilaginaceae.
AUGCGCCAAGCAUUGACAGCUCGCACAGACACUGCGCACAGCCUCGCUACUGUAUCUACACCUCCCACCAUCAUCAUCCUUGGUCAUCGUGCAGUCUGUGCGAUAGCCAUCGCUGGCGAUGCCGCGCAACGAUCAUGCGGAUAUAGAUCCGCUGCCAGACGAGCCUCCGCCUCCAUACGAACCGCUGAACGAACUUUCGAACGCAACCGCAACCAGCACAAGCCACACUGCGAGCGCAGCGGCAGCAUCGUCAAGCGCACCGACAACGAGUCAAGUACCCCCCUCAAGCUUUCCUUCGACCGCUGGCAGUCAUGCAUCGCACAAUCCUUUUCUUGCGCCCGAAGAGCAAGGCCCUACUACCACCAGCACCGGAGCUGUUUCGCCAAAUGUUGCACCGAGCACAAAUCCGUUCUUGAGCUCAGUCACACCACAAGCAACGGAUGCAUCGACGUCUUUCACAGUGACAUCGCCUGCUGCUCCUACCACAUCGAAUCGUCCGCCCAGCCUUCCACCGCGAACCUACACUGCACCUCAGAGCCCCGCGCCGUCUCAAUCGCCAUCGCAAUCGCAGUCAGCACAGACUCGACCAAGUCUAGACUCUCGGCACUCGCGUCUGUCGUCGACCGCGUCCGUCGCAUCACCUCCUCCAGCCUCUCCCUCCACUUUUGCUCCUCCGUCCGGGCCUCCUCCGCCCACCUCGCCAUCCGCGUCCUCUUCUCACUCUCAACACCGUCCCCACACCGACUCGUAUCGACCCACCACUGUCCCCACUCCCGGCCAACCAUUGCUCCGGAAGGGCAAGCUUCUCGUAUAUCCACGCGACUGGCGCGGAUGUCCGAAAUGCAACGAUACUGGCUACAAGCACGGUGA